Centropristis striata (black sea bass) is the source of this 3737-nucleotide messenger RNA. RefSeq names its product specifically androgen-regulated gene protein. The transcript has 4 exons. Lineage: Eukaryota; Metazoa; Chordata; Actinopteri; Perciformes; Serranidae. The record is from RefSeq and is a predicted model, not a curated record. The coding region runs from base 238 to 2100 and encodes 620 amino acids.
GCACAUCAGCCAAAUCUGGACUUUUUAAAGACAAAUGUUGAUGCUUUUACUCUGAAGGAAGAAAACCACUGAGUGUCUGCUGCUGCUGCUCUGGUUUAUGAUGACUGAUCUGUGGAGUUGAUCGACUCUGGUAGAAAAGAAGAUUCGAUGAUUGUUCAGAGCGAGACCAGAUGUGAUUCUGGUGGUUUUGUCCCCGGACCCUCUGUGAGAUGUCCUGCUGACCUUUGACCCCUCAUCAUGGACGCCCGUCUGCAGGCCAACCCUCAGCUCCACUACGGGGUCAACGGGGGCGCCGGCAGGAGCUCCAGACCAGGGAGAGACGAUGCACUGCAGUUUCUGAGCCAGGAGGAGCAGGAGUGCCUUCAGUUCUUCGAGGAGACCAUUGAGUCGCUGGAGGACAGUCUGGAGGACAGCGACCGGAGGAGGCCCCCGCCAAGCAGCAGCCGUCCGGUCGAAACAGUCGAUGGGUCCGCAAACUCGAACGCCAUUGUGUCCUCCCUCGUGGGCAGACAUCCCGGUCCCAAAGACCAGGAUAUUAUAGACCUGGUCCGCCCACAACCGGACUUGGUGCAGACCAGAGAGCCGAUCUCCAGCCCAGACUUCCAGAGUAUGGUGCAGACAGCUGAAAGCCACUUUGAGUUAAAGCCACAGCGUGAUCGGAUGGACAGCUUGCCUUCAGAGUACAACCCUCCGCUACCGAGUGGCAGCUACGGGCCGACAGACAGCCACUCCACCUACCACCCUCCAGGCUGUAUCCCCACUCCGGUCCUGAUUGCCCAGCAGAUAGCAGAUAACCAGGCAGGUGGAACCUCCAACAUCCAUCCCUCCUCCAUGCUUCGUCGUUCCAGCCUGGACUCGCCAACCCACAGCGGCGAUCAUCCCUUCAAACAUGGCCCUCCUACCUCUGCUAAGCCGAACCGAUAUCCUGCUAACAUCAGCGUCAUCCUCGGCAACAAGGAGCACCAGAAUCAGUCGCUGGCUAACGUGCACAUCCACGAGAGGCGGGCGCAGAUGCUGGCGAACCUAACAGGAACGUCGCACCCUCUGGUGCAGGAAGAACCUCAGCUGGCUGCGGAGCAGAAGCCUCGAAACACUCCGACUCGCAGCAUUUCCUUCAAGGACCCCGCACCAGACAAAUCCAGGAUGGAGGCCUUGUCUAAGCUGGGCCUGACCAGGAACCGAGCCAUGUCCGGAGGUAUGUCGCUACUCGCAGUCCCUGACAGCACCGCUCUGGAGCCUCUCACAGGUGCAGAAACCAGUGCCAAAACUCUGGAGACCAGAAGUCCCCCACCAACAGAAACUAGCAUCAAAUUGCCAGAAGCUGAUGUUACAGCACCACGUCAGAGCCAGAUUCAUGUCGACAGGAAACCAGAGAUUCAGCGAUCUGAUUCUCUAAAGAGGUAUGAUGAAAGACACCAACAACUGAGGGACUUUCCUCCACCUGUUUCAUACAGCAGCUACUAUCCACCUCCACUGGACACCAAGGCAUCUUACCCCCCUCCGCCUGAGGUCACCUCGCUGGAAUCAAACAGCUACGGAGGGAAGUCUAUCAUCGUCCACCCUUCUGUUUCCCCCAGGAGCCCACCUGCGACUUCUCCAACCAGCCCUGAACCCAAAGGCCUCCCACCUGCGCUGGCUAACCCCACCGAGUUCAACAGCUACGGAGGAAAGACCAAAGUCAUGACCCCGGCGGUGGUACCCGAGCCCAGGAGUGACCUUCCCGACAUUCUUAGUUCCCAUAUCGACAAGAGUCGAUCCUUGCCCGCCAGAUCAGAGCCGCUCCCCACUGAGCUUAACAGUUACGGAGGAAAGAGCCGAACCUUCCACCCCUCCACCGGGUUAAAUCGCCCUUCAGACGCCACGGCAAAGAGUUUCAAAGCUCCAGCCCCAGCCCCGGCCCCAAGACCUCCUCGGCACUCCUACCACGGCGUUGUUUCUACCCCGAAACCAGCACCACGAGCCUUAUCCCCUGAACACAAGCGGAGACCCAGCUCCAUGUUUCGUCCUCAAGGCAUCACCGUGCAGUUUUCUGGACGGGGGGCGACGGACGAAUCGCGCAGGGAGGCGUUGAGGAAGCUGGGGCUGCUGAAAGAGUCUUGAUAAACUCUGGGAGAAUGAAUUCUUCAGCCUCCACCUGUUGAGCCUGAAUCUCUGACUGUGUACCAGCUGGUGGAGGUGGAAUGCUAGAAGUUUCUCUAUGCAUGUCUUGAGUUUGAGGUGUGGUUGAAGAGAAACCUACCUUUACACAGGAAUGGAGCCAGAUCAUACAAAAGACCUGCACAGCCAGUUCUCAAUUCCUCGCCAGCUAGUGACACGGUGCAGCUGCUGCACACUUGACACUGUUUCAAUGACAAAACUCUUGACAGAUAAACUGCUCUAUGUUGCCUCUGAUCCAAGAUAUCCUAUACCUCUGCACGGACGAACUGAACCUGGAAAGAGAAGCGUGAAUCAAAUAUAUUGUGGAUGCCCGUUUCACCUUUGUUUGUCAUGAACGAGGCAGAUUGUGAAUAGCCCCCUUUUUUAAACCUGGGUCCCAUUUCCUAAAAACGUCUUUAAUAGGCUGGAGACAUUAUAUAUAUUUUUGAUUGUCAAUGCAUCCCAUAAAAGACCAAAACCAAUGUGGCACACCCCAAAUCCACUGGUUCCUACUUAAAGACGUAAAUCUUUAAAAGCACCUCACAUAUAGAUUAUUUCAUCUUUAAAAAGGGCUUUUUCAAAGGCUAGGCAAUGUAAACUUUACCAAAUGUUACUAAAACAAGAUAAAUAGUGGAUUUCCUAGGGACUUUUGUUUUUCAACAGUGGAUUAAAUCACAUUUAAUAUUCUAGAGACAGAAGAUGCUCUUUGAAAAGGAGACCCAGGUUCAAGGUUAAAUAGAUUUUUUAGUUUUUGUGUCAAAAAUGAAAGGGUACCUGCGCCACAGAUUCUCCAAAGCCCACCAGGCCUCAGGUACGCUAUGGGGCAGUUAAUUUGUGGUAAUUUUUGUCUAAAACGACGCCUUAAUUUUAAGGCCUUGUUCUGUUGCAGGGCCUUCUGUCCAAAUCUAGCUUUAAUACCAUUAUUAUUUGAGUAUUUAAAUAAGUUUGUGCUUAAAAUUGCCACAGACUAACUGACAAAUUUGGGAUAUGUUCGCCGCCCAGAUUAAGACAGUUUCUGGGUAAAUGCAUGGCAAUAUAUGGCCAGGUCUAAUUAAUAUACAUGCAACAUAUUCUCAUGAAACAGUUUGUAUGAUUUCUUAUGAAAAUUUCUGCACCGUUUGUGACAGAAUAUGAAGACCGCUGUUCUAGACUAGAUCACAAUUGUUUUACAUGUGUUUUAAACACAUUGUUAAUGCUAUAAAAUGGUUAGAUCUAGGCACCAAAACUACUUUCUUUAGGUUAUUGAACAAAACCACUUCCCUAAGGUUAGGAAAAGAGAAAAGGUUUGGCUUAAGAGACAUCAGGACACAAAAACUGGUCCACUGGUUGAAACAGCAGAGUCUAGGUCGUCAACGCAAAGACAGGCAACCAUUAAACUUUUUGGGAUGCCUACCAAUUCCAGUAAAUUACUUUUCAUAGGAAAUCAUACGAACCAUUCAUGAAAAGGAAAAAUGGGGGGUCAGUGGGGGCUCACUGCUCAGUUUUGCCCCUGAGCCCUUAAAGCAGGUUGAUCUGGCCCUGCACCUGCAAGAAAAUACAGCAAUAAUACAACAAUUCACCCUUAAUUAGCACCCAGUUAUGCACAAGAGUAAUUUAUGUAU